GCUCUAAAAACCUCAGCCAUUAUGUAAAUGUGCAUCACUUAAACCCACCAAAGAGAAACAAAACGAAUCAGGAUUUGGUGGGAUUUCACUCUUCUUCCUCUACUCCUAAUCACGGUGAAUCAGACCCUUUAUUGAUUCCCGAUUUCCCUUAUGAAAACGUCACUGAAAUCUUCUCAAGACUGCCAGCCGGGGAAAUUCAAGUGUGUUUCAAAGCCAUGGCUUUCUUUGAUCUCAAGCCCACGGUUUCAUCAAAAUCCUUCUCAAGAUUGCAUCUGCAAGGAAUGAUUACGGAUACCAUGGUCUCAUUCUCAACAUAGAAGUCCCACGCCCUGCAUAUUGUCCUAGUUAUAAUGAGAUGUUUUCAAUUAGUUCUCUGUUGAAUGCACCCACCUCUGAGACUACCACGGGUAAGAUAUUUCGCAUUGAUUAUCCAAUGAAAUCUAAUCGCUCAUUUCAGCCUGUGGGUUCUUGCAAUGGACUAGUUUGCUUUCAGACUGGCGAAAAUGAAUUGUUUUUGUGUAACCCUUGUAUCAAAAGUUCUCUGACGUUGCCCAACUCAGGUAUGGAAAAGCCUCGUUGCAUUUUUUCAAAUUUCGGGUUCGGUUAUGAUAUGUCGAAUGAUGAUUGUAAAGUAGUCGGGGUGUUUGAUUUUCAUCAUAAUAGAUCUUAUAAGAUUAAAGUGUACAGUCUAAAGAAUAAUGCUUGGCACACUACGGAGGAUUUUAAGAGGGGGGUUCCGUGCUCGAGUUUGGUGAAUGUAUCCAUUGUGAGUGGAAAACUCUAUUGGCUCAGCAGUAUUGGUAGCUUUGAAUUGGCGGAUGAGAUAUACAGAGAUAUGGAACCCCCAAAUGCCGAAGCUAGUGUAGGUCACAAUGGACUUGGAGAGAUAGGUGGCUGCCUAUCUGUGUUUUAUGACAAUGGAAGAAGACAUAUGGGUGAUGGAGUCCUGGAUCAAGUUUUAUGACAAUGUUUAUUACUGCAUGGCUCGAUCAAUUUUGCACGCUAAGGAAUGGUGAAAUUCUAUUUGUCUUACGGUCAGUCUUCCUUCUUUAUGAUCCAAAUACUAAUACGCUCAGAAAGUAUUCACAGAUAGGUACCCUUGGAGAAGACACAGGUAAAAUUGCAGAAGUGAUUCUGUACGUAGAGAGCUUGGUUUCGCCUAAUGUCCAUGGCAGCGAACUGUGCUCAAAUGCUGGAGAAAGUUAGUGGAAAGAGCAUUGAUUAAUUAUUAUGUAGUAUUGUAUCUGACUUAUUUCAGUUCCUUUGCAAUUCGGAUUUCAUUUCUUUGAGCUAAACUGGGAGGGGGCAGAGACAGAAUGAAGCAGGGGACAUUUUCCUGAUCUCACCAUAUGAUAUGCCAUGUUGUCGCUUCUUUGGUUUGUUGCUUCUUUGUUUCUGUCCUUUCCAGGUUAAAUGAAGGAAUGAAAUUGAGAAAGAAAGCUACUUAGAUUCAUUUGAAGCCCCAAUAAUGUCGAUGAAAAUGACGC
Oldenlandia corymbosa var. corymbosa is the source of this 1487-nucleotide messenger RNA. The record is from the annotation of a GenBank genome assembly. NCBI's taxonomy places the organism in Eukaryota, Viridiplantae, Streptophyta, Magnoliopsida, Gentianales, Rubiaceae.